Magnolia sinica is the source of this 2275-nucleotide messenger RNA. RefSeq names its product protein FRIGIDA-like. The transcript has 3 exons. NCBI's taxonomy places the organism in Eukaryota, Viridiplantae, Streptophyta, Magnoliopsida, Magnoliales, Magnoliaceae. The record is from RefSeq and is a predicted model, not a curated record. Bases 71 to 2167 code for a protein of 698 amino acids.
CAUAUAGGUUUUGAUUUUUGAUUCUUUAUUUUUAUUUUCUAGGGCUUCUCUUUCGCUCUCGUUCGCUUCCAUGGCUUCCAAACGCCAGCCCGUAAAAGAAGGAAAGAAGGCAACAGCAGCAUCAGCAACAGCAGAAGAAGACUUCAAUGGCGAGUCUCCUCUCCUGAAAUCGGUGAGCGAACUCGACACCCUUUCCUCUGCCAUCUCCACCUUCACUCUCCGAUUCAACGAGUUGCAGAACCAUCUCAAUUCCAUCCUUACAUCCCUCCAAAACCCCUCCCAAGACCCACAAAAGGAAAAGGACGACGACCAAAGAAACCCGGCUCAAACAGACCCUCGUUCUGAUCUCCAACGCCUCUGCGACAUCAUGGACAGCCGCGGCCUUCGCAAGUACAUCGUUCGCCAUCUCUCCGAGAUCGAUAAGCUCCGUACCGACAUUUCUGAGGCUCUGAAGCGCGCUCCCAACCUCCCGCGGCUCGUCUUGGACUGCAUCGGACGUUUCUAUCUGCAGGGCAUCAAAGCCUAUGCGAAGGAUGCUCCAAUGGUUGCGACCCGCCGCGCUUGCAUUCUCGUCUUGGAAGUCUUCCUCGCCUCCGGAUGUUCCAAGAUUGAGGGGUCCCUUGAGGAGGAAGCCAAGACGGCUGCAGUCGCAUGGAGAAGUAGGCUCAUCCAGGAGGGCGGCAUUAGCAAGGCCAACAGUGCAGAUGCCCUCGGGUUGCUGCUUUUUGUUGCGGCAUUUGGGAUUCCAUCAGAGUUUGGGAGGGAUGAUCUCUAUGAGCUGAUCCAGUUGAGCGAUGCACAGAAGAAUGCCAAUGUCCUUUGUCACUCCCAUGCACUCCUUGAGAGGAUUCAAGAUAUCAUACAAGGGAUGUUGAAUAAGCAGAAGCAUGUGGAAGCUGUACGUCUCUCUUGUGCUUUCAGCCUCAAGGGUGAGUUGUCCCCUCUGUCCCUGCUUUCAACCUUUGUGAAGGAAAUCAAUCAAACUGGGGUAGACUCAAGGAAAGAAGGACAGUUUUCCUACCGGUCUCAGAUAGAAGCAAAUCAAAAGCAUAUAGCUGGCUUGAAAUCAGUAGUCAAGUGCUUCGAGGAUCACAAGCUCAACGAUUCUGCGGAGUUUGCUAAAUGGAAGAUCCAUGAGAAAAUUGCCAAAUUAGAGAAAGAAAUCUCAAAAUUCGAGCAGAACUUGGAAAAGAGGACAAUUUUGAAGAGAAAAACCAAUGAACUUGGAUCCUCAGUCAAAGUGGAAAUGCAAGAAGCAAAACGUCAUCAGCCGACUGCCAUGAAAUUAUCAUCCCCCAGACUGGCUCCUGCAGCUACAGUGCCAUCUCAGGAGCAGAGCACAUACAAGGGAUUGCUCCCGAGGACCUUGUAUGAUGGUGGAUUCACAGGCUCACUCAAUGGAUUGUCAGGUUCCUCCACAAAACCAGAUCCUUCGCUAUCCAAUGGAAGUAGCAUGAGGCUGAUGGCUGGGAAUGUUCAUGGUGCAUUGUCAGGACAUGGUGCUGGGGUAGCAGCAGGAAUGGGGCCAUCAGCUGGAUCCAGUGCCGGGAUAUAUGCAGGAAAUGAUGUUGGUCCGUUUGCUGGAGUUGGCAGUGUGCUCGGAAGCUCUGCUGGGCCAUUCACAAACGAUGGGGUUGCAGCAGCAGGAAGCGGUGUUGGACUAUAUUCAGAAAAUGGUGUGGGUGGUCCAUAUUCUGGAGUUGACAGGGAGCUGUCAAUCAGAAACUCAUUUGAGUCAUUCACGAACGAGAGGUUCACAUCAGCGGCAAGUGGUGUUAGGCUGUACACACUAAAUGGUGUUGGUUCAUACACUGGAGGUGGCAGUGGGACACCAGUCAGUUCUGCUGGGCCAUACCCUGAUGAUAGGGUUGCAUCGUACAGGUGGCAUGGGGAUGCAACCUUCAAUGGCAGCUCUGCUGGUCAAGGGGUACCGCCUCCUGCAGUACAAAGCCUCAUGGGGUCGUAUGCAUCUGUUGGUCAAGGGCUACCGCCUCCUGCAGUACAAAGCUUCAUGGGGUCGUAUGCAUCUGCAGUGCCAUCCCACAGAGGCCGAAGUCCUGAUAUGUAUCAGUUUGCUGACACUGUCCUUGAAAGAGAAUACAGCGGCUCUCACACACGCAACACUGGUCCACCUUCGGCAUCAGGCUAUCCUCCAACUCGUUUCUAAAUUUAUGAGCUAGAUCUGUAUGCUAUUGGGAGAUUUCUGGAUCUAGGAGUUCUGUAAUUCAGGUAUUUUUUGGCGCAGUAAUUGAUGUUUCCAGAAUUUCACAAUGAA